This is a messenger RNA of Prorocentrum cordatum, 830 nucleotides long. The record is from the annotation of a GenBank genome assembly. Lineage: Eukaryota; Dinophyceae; Prorocentrales; Prorocentraceae.
AAUGACUUGUUCGACCCAACGCCCGUGAAACGUACUGUCUCCCAGGCCAAGACGGCCUCGCGCGCAGCGAGCCUCCCAGACUCUGUGACCAUUCGCCGCAGAAACGGUCGGAGCAGUGGACCCGUCGAUCAGGGCAACCGCUUCUGGCGGGGAUACGGGCAGCGCCAACACUUCGCACUGAAGUACAACGCGGGCGCGAGCAAGAACACGGAAUGCGCGCACACGCGCCGCACGCCUCACACUGCACGUUUAGCACCGCACCACAGCACCGUAGGCACUGUUCGAACAUUACGUGGCGCGACCCCCAGCCUUCAAGAUCACACAGAGCACCCUUCUAGCAUCCAACCUCUCUUGGGAAUCAGGCGCGCGCCUGGGCCGCGGAGCGGAAGGAAGAGUGGGGAGGGGAGGAAUGAGGAGGUCAGGGCGAGGCAGUCAGAACCAGGGUCGCCUCGGCUGGCGGCGCGCUCUCGGGGGUGCCGGGCACCUUCGACUCCUGCAGGCUGGUGGCGUCCGUGAGGGCGGCGGCGCUCGCGUCCCCCAGCCCCUUCUGGGCACCACCCUGGCCUGCAUCCUCGGGAGCGCGGCGAGCAUGGGCACCUUCUCGUCCUCGCCGACAUCUCCGACGGACCCCGGCCCCUCCCCCCGCUCCACUUCCUCCAGCGGCACGGUCGGCACCGGCGCGGGCGGCUCGCCGCCACGCUGAGGCGACACUGCCCGCGGAUGCCGGGUGCAGGGGAGCACGCGGCGCGCGGAGGCCACCAGAGACUUCAUAGCUCAAGUGCCGGGGACGGCCCCCUCGAGCGGCCCGUGCCAAAACGGCUGCGAGCCAA